Molecule: messenger RNA, 1083 nt
Organism: Procambarus clarkii (red swamp crayfish)
Lineage: Eukaryota; Metazoa; Arthropoda; Malacostraca; Decapoda; Cambaridae
Source: RefSeq, a predicted model, not a curated record
AUGUAUAAAGGAAUAUGGAAGGAGAAAGGUCAGGAGAGGGAAAGGAAGGAAAAGGAGGUAAGAGAUAAGAGAAAGAAAGAACAAGUCUCCUAUAUGUCACAUAUAGUCUCCUAUAUGUCACAUAUAGUCUCCUAUAUGUCACAUAUAGUCUCCUAUAUGUCACAUAUAGUCUCCUAUAUGUCACAUAUAGUCUCCUAUAUGUCACAUAUAGUCUCCUAUAUGUCACAUAUAGUCUCCUAUAUGUCACAUAUAGUCUCCUAUAUGUCACAUAUAGUCUCCUAUAUGUCACAUAUAGUCUCCUAUAUGUCACAUAUAGUCUCCUAUAUGUCACAUAUAGUCUCCUAUAUGUCACAUAUAGUCUCCUAUAUGUCACAUAUAGUCUCCUAUAUGUCACAUAUAGUCUCCUAUAUGUCACAUAUAGUCUCCUAUAUGUCACAUAUAGUCUCCUAUAUGUCACAUAUAGUCUCCUAUAUGUCACAUAUAGUCUCCUAUAUGUCACAUAUAGUCUCCUAUAUGUCACAUAUAGUCUCCUAUAUGUCACAUAUAGUCUCCUACAUGUCACAUAUAGUCUCCUACAUGUCACAUAUAGUCUCCUACAUGUCACAUAUAGUCUCCUACAUGUCACAUAUAGUCUCCUACAUGUCACAUAUAGUCUCCUACAUGUCACAUAUAGUCUCCUAUAUGUCACAUAAAGUCUCCUAUAUGUCACAUAUAGUCUCCUAUAUGUCACAUAUAGUCUCCUAUAUGUCACAUAUAGUCUCCUAUAUGUCACAUAUAGUCUCCUAUAUGUCACAUAUAGUCUCCUAUAUGUCACAUAUAGUCUCCUAUAUGUCACAUAUAGUCUCCUAUAUGUCACAUAUAGUCUCCUAUAUGUCACAUAUAGUCUCCUAUAUGUCACAUAUAGUCUCCUAUAUGUCACAUAUAGUCUCCUAUAUGUCACAUAUAGUCUCCUAUAUGUCAUAUAUAGUCAGUACGAUACGUCCACAUUUCCAUAUUUUAAAGCGACAUGUUUUAAUGCCAACAGGUGCAAAGUGUCUAAAUGACCUCGUUCACGGGGCGGGGUUCGAGGCCGAGUCUGUGUAA